Messenger RNA from Erpetoichthys calabaricus (reedfish), 1171 nucleotides. RefSeq names its product CASP2 and RIPK1 domain containing adaptor with death domain (gene cradd). Gene Ontology annotation, biological process: signal transduction; regulation of apoptotic process. Gene Ontology annotation, molecular function: death domain binding; protease binding. Bases 120 to 740 code for a protein of 206 amino acids. Lineage: Eukaryota; Metazoa; Chordata; Cladistia; Polypteriformes; Polypteridae. The transcript is spliced from 2 exons. The record is from RefSeq and is a predicted model, not a curated record.
UUUGUUCCUUUUUGUAAAAUGAAAUGGCUGAUAGUAUAAUUUCCAACUUUUUUCGAUGCUAAAAAUAUUUAAAUAAAGAACGUACACUUUUGACUUUAAAUGCACAUCGUAUUCUGAUAAUGGAUGCAAAACACAGAAAGCUUCUUAGAAAGCAGAGACUGCAUCUAGCCAAGCAACUAAUCGUUGGAGAUACAAUAGUUCAGUAUUUAUAUCAAGAAAACAUUCUAACAGAAAGUCACGUGGAAGAAAUACGUUCUCAGAAUACAAAUAAAAAAAGGGCUAUUCAACUUUUAGACAUCUUACCAACAAGGGGACCUAAAGCCUUUGAUUUUUUUAUUGACUCCAUUCAGGAUGAAUAUCCCUGGAUAAAAACCAAGUUGUUGGAUGAGUUGACACGGCUUGGAGACGGCCAGACUGGCUCUGCAGAAACACUGAAGCUGCCAGAGCAAGUACAAAACACCAUUCCAACAGAGAAGCAAUUAAAUAAACUUGCCAGCAGACUGGGACCAGAUUGGGAAAAUGUGUUAAUUAGUCUUGGCUUAACUACAGUGGACAUCUACCGGUGCAGAGUCAACCAUUCCUAUAGUGCACAAUCCCAGACUUUGGCUGCAUUUGUGUUGUGGAAACAGAAGUUUGGAAAGGAAGCUACGGUGCAGCGUCUGUAUGAUGCUUUCUUAGAGAAUGAAGUACACCCUUCUCUGGCAAAUGACAUCUUUCAAUUAGAAGUAGAAAGUAUUUAGUGUCUCAAAACAAAAUACAACUACCAUUACUAUUGAUAUUUACGUAUAUUCUGUUUAUUCCAAAAUUUCAAAUGCCAGUAAGUUGUAAGAAAAAGCCAGAAAGGCCAGCAAUUCACACUUGGAAUGCUAUCCCAAAAGAGUCUGUGCUUCAAAUAUACUGUCAUUAUACUGGCAAAAUGACACACUAAAUGUCAAGAUGUCCUUGUAAAUAAACCACUUGCUAUUUUUCUAAGAAGAAACUGAUUUUUUAAAUUAUUUUAACCAUUGUUGAUCCAUCUGCUUCCCUGGUACCAACCACUGACGUGGGCUGAAGAAAACAGUGAAUUUACUAAGCACAUGCACAGUUGGGCUUUAUAUAAGGCUAUAAUGUUUACUGAUAGACUCUGCAGAAUUUUGAAUUAACUCAUCAAAAUGGAGAGAUCUAAAGCACA